Orbicella faveolata is the source of this 1441-nucleotide messenger RNA. RefSeq names its product A-kinase anchor protein 10, mitochondrial-like. Gene Ontology annotation, biological process: intracellular protein localization. The record is from RefSeq and is a predicted model, not a curated record. Gene Ontology annotation, cellular component: mitochondrion; plasma membrane. NCBI's taxonomy places the organism in Eukaryota, Metazoa, Cnidaria, Anthozoa, Scleractinia, Merulinidae.
GAACAGAAUGUACGAAGAUGAGUAUGGUAGUAAAGAAAAGGAGAUGGAGGUUUUUAGGACACGUUCUUAGGAUGCCCAGAGAGCAUCACUGUGCCACAGCACUCACCUGGACACCUACAGGCAAAAGGAAAGUCGGCCGCCCCAAAACAACCUGGCGCCGCACUGUGGAGAAAGAGAGGGCAAUGGCGGGCUGGAAGUCCUGGGAAAAAGUGAAAGCUCUGGCUAAGGACGGGAGCAAGUGGAAGAAGAGUAGUGCAGCCUUAAGCACAAUGGAUCGCGAAGAAGAUAGGUAUUUUUCCAUGCAAGCAAGUGUCCCUCUUGGUGUGGAUGAUGUCACAAGGAUUGAGAUAGAGAAUAGUAUUUGUCGUGAAGGUGGACCUCUACCUGAAUGCUUCACUUAUCCCAUGGAACAUGUCCUUUGUCUUCUUGAGGAGGUGUUUUUUCCAAGUUUCCUAAAAAGUCAAGUGUACUCCAGGUAUCUUACAGAGCUGUUUAAUUCCAUUAGAGACAAUCCUUCUUCCCAAGUGCUCUCAGCCUCUGUUAGCAGUGAAGAUGAUAUUCAGGGACUGGAUGCUCAGAGUGAGGAAAAUAGUCAUCUGGUAAAAUCUACAUUUGGCUCUGAUGUUGAUCUUAAGGAACACCCAGAUGCCCUUUGGCAAAGACCUAACCCUGGGUAAGUUCACGGUGUAGGUAAAGUUAGUUGUAAGACAUUUGGGCCCAGGGAGCCAGUACUAUCUGUAUGCAUGCAUCAUUUUUGUGGCAAGUUUCUGUCUUUUAGCAGUGGAAAAAUGGGUCCUAUAUUCAUUGUGGUCUUGUUGUUUCUUAUGUUAUGCAGGAGGCAGUCCAAAUUCACACAGACCUUAAGUUUCCCACUUAAUAACAAACUAAUGAUUGUACCUACAAUCGAGAACAAAAGUCCCUGGAACACUUACGUGAUUUAACAAAUUAUCUAUUUUUUAGUUUUAAAAACACAUUGCUGUUCCCCCUCCCCACCCAAUACAAUGUUAAAACUCAGGAGAAAUUGCAAGUACUAGUCUUGAGGGGUGUGGUAGAGGUUAGGCAGGUGAAGUUGGACUCGCGUCUGGCAUGUGCGCAAAAGCGCCAAAAGAUCAAAUUUAUCCCAAGACUUUUGUCUAUGACUGUAGUUACAACACGUAAUGCAUAUUUUAAUGUUGCUGUUAUUGGUGAUGCUUAAAAGAAAAUUGGGUGGUAUGCUAAUAAUUACUGUUCUAGAUUUUUAAAACAUGGAUGCAAAUUAGUAUGGUUGGCCAUUCGUUUCAAAAUUACUAUACGCGGGUUUUUCUGCCGCGUAUAAUUGUUUACAUACGUUACGUAUGGGCUUCAAGCCCAUGUAUACGACCAUUUAGAUCGCUUAUAUACACAUUUUUAAUGGGCCACAUAUUUGCGUAAAUUAAAGCGCGGCGAUAUGCGAAAUAAAUAC